Molecule: messenger RNA, 1254 nt
Organism: Phacochoerus africanus (Common warthog)
Lineage: Eukaryota; Metazoa; Chordata; Mammalia; Artiodactyla; Suidae
Gene: PTMS
Product: parathymosin
Exons: 5
Coding region: 452-760 (102 amino acids)
Biological process (GO): negative regulation of apoptotic process; positive regulation of transcription by RNA polymerase II
Cellular component (GO): nucleus
Molecular function (GO): histone binding
Source: RefSeq, a predicted model, not a curated record
UCCCCCUCCCCUCUCCUCUCCUCCCCGCUCCCGCCUGCCCCACCCCUGGGAAGCCCCUCCCGUCGGGCAGCGCCGCUUUAUAAGCGGGUUCCCUGCCCGGGGGCGGCAGCGGCUGGUCGGCGGCAGCUCUGCGGGUGCGGGGGCGGCGAGCCGAGGACCUAGCGAUCGCGGCCGGAGCGCGCCGGCCACCGCCCGCACCGCCCUUCCGCCCGCCCUCUGGACGGCCGCAGCCCUGCGGGUCUCCGCUCCAGACCCACCCCCGCCCCACCCCGCGCGCCUCUGCCGCCUCUUCCAGAGCCCCAGCUUGCCCAGCGGCCGCCGCUGCCGCUGUCUCCGCCGCCGCCGCCACCGCGCCAGGUUCCGGCCGCGGCCACCUUCCGCCGUCCAGGGCCUCUCCAUCUCGGCCCCGGGACCCCGGCUCCCCGCCAGCCCCGGCCCCGGCCCCGGCACCAUGUCGGAGAAGAGCGUGGAGGCAGCGGCCGAGUUGAGCGCCAAGGACCUGAAGGAGAAGAAAGAGAAAGUGGAGGAGAAGGCAAGCCGGAAAGAGCGAAAGAAAGAAGUAGUGGAGGAAGAGGAGAACGGAGCUGAGGAGGAGGAAGAAGAAACUGCCGAGGACGGAGAGGAGGAGGAUGAAGGGGACGAGGAAGAUGAGGAAGAAGAAGAAGAUGAGGACGAAGGGCCCGCGCUGAAGAGAGCUGCCGAAGAGGAGGAUGAAGCGGAUCCCAAGCGGCAGAAGACAGAAAAUGGGGCAUCGGCAUGAGCCCCCUGCCAGUGGGCUGGGGCGGGAGGCCCCUCGGGGCCUUGAGGUGGGGGUGGGGACAGCCCGAGUGCAGCCACCCUUCACCUGGCUCCCUGCUCUGGGCCCUGCGCCCCGAGCGGCCGCCCUCUCUCCCCAGCCUUCUCAUGCCGACCCUCCAGUCACUGCCCUCUCCAUCUUCACUGCCAUCUUCCACCUCCUGACCUCCCCCAUCUGAGCUCCCCAGCUGGUCCCCAGUUCCCCCCUCCCUCCUCCUCCCCUUCCCUACAGCCCAGCCCACUCUCCUCUGAUACCCUCUCCUUCCUAACCUCUGCAUCCCAGCGUCACAUUCUGCCCAUCCCUACCCUGCCUGAUCCCUGGGUCUCCCUAAGAUCCCCUUCUCUCAGACAGCGCCAGGCCGGGUUGGGGCCAGGGUUGGGGCCGAGCCCCACAGCUGCCCCCCUCCCCUCCCUUUUUUGUAUAAUUUAAUAAAGAAACGGUCGCGCUUCUGUUUUUAA